UAUACAUGUAGCAGUACUUGCAUGUGAUAUAUGUAUAUCAUGAACUCGCCAUGACUAAAACCGCGCUCGAGGUAGCAUACCAGAGCCUCAUCGCCCGCAAGCGUCUCCGACCCGACAAACACCAACACGCUCUCGUCACGCGUCUGGCCACGCUACAACAGGAUCUCGUUCGAAUUUAUGGUGACGAGAAUGAUUAUAGCCAUAACAAGAAGAAGAAGAAGAAUGGAAUGAUAAGAAACAAUCAUCAGCAUAUUUCCACCUACUUCCCCAAUCCAAGAGGCCUCUACAUCUACGGUUCCGUCGGCACAGGCAAAUCCCACCUCGCAGACCUCUUCACCUCGACUUUACCGUCCCAUAUUCCUCGCCAAAGACUGCAUUUUCACGAAUUUCUCAACUCGAUUCAUUAUCGUUUACAUCUUGCUCGUUCCUCCUCUUCUUCUUCUUACAAAGGAGAUCCUCUCGUCCAAAUCGGCCACGAAAUCGUCCAACACGAAGCCCGCGUGCUAUGUUUUGACGAAUUCCAAUUGACGGAUAUUGCCGACGCGAUGAUUUUGCAACGCCUUUUUGGCGCCAUGUGGAUGGCUGGAGGCGUUUUGGUGAGUACGAGUAAUCGUGCUCCGAGGGAUUUGUAUUUGAAUGGCUUGAAUCGAGAGGUUGUUGUGCCGUUUUUGAGGGAGGUAGAGAGGUGGUGUGAGGUUUGGGAGAUGGGGGGAAGGGAGGAUUAUAGGAUGGCUGGGGAGGAGGGUGGUGAUGGGAAUGGGGAGGGGGAGGGUGACAAGGGGAGGAUUCAGACGUUUUUUGUGAAUGAUGAAGAAGGGUUUACGAGGAAAUUGGAAGAAGAGAUUGCAAAAGUGAGGAGAGGAGGGAGUGGUGGUGAUGGUGAUGAUGAUGAUGCCAAAGACCCUCUCAAACUCAUCUCCCUCCCCGUCUACGGCUCUCGAACCCUCCAAGUCUCUGCCCUCCCAUCUCCCGCCUCUCCCGAUCAAAAAUCCUCCACCUCCUACACCCUCAUAACAGCCACCUUCUCCCAACUCUGCGAAUCCCCUCUCAGUGCCUCCGACUACCACACCCUCUGCACAGCCACUUCACACCUCUAUCUGCACGGAGUACGAAAAUUUCUCACGGGCGAAAAAGACGCCGUGAGGAGAUUUAUCACGUUGAUUGACGUCGCGUAUGAAAAGGGUACGAGGGUGAUUUGUUCGUAUGGUAACGAUGAGGAGAGUGAUGGGAAAAAAUCGUCUUUGGUGGAGUCUUUGAGAGAGGUUUUUGAGAAUAUCGUGCCGUCGGCGUCGGCGGCGUCGGCGGCGUCGAUGAUGGGAGGAGAGAAAGAAGACGAAAAAGGAAUCAAAAUGACUGUUCGAGCAGGAGGGGGAGCUUCUUCGAGUAUGAUGAGUACAUUCAUUGGAGAAACAGAGUGGUCUGCAACAGGACUGGCAGAGGCUUCAUUAGCGACGGGAGGGGCAGGAGAGACGGAUGUGGGGUUUGCAGUAGGGAGGGCGAUUAGUCGGUUAUAUGAAAUGGGUUCGGUAAGGUAUGGAGUUCGUGAGUGAGUGAGUGAUUAGACGAUCGAUGUUAUAAGUG
This is a messenger RNA of Sphaerulina musiva SO2202, 1581 nucleotides long. Its product is annotated as AFG1-like ATPase. NCBI's taxonomy places the organism in Eukaryota, Fungi, Ascomycota, Dothideomycetes, Mycosphaerellales, Mycosphaerellaceae. The record is from RefSeq and is a predicted model, not a curated record. The coding region runs from base 51 to 1550 and encodes 499 amino acids. Gene Ontology annotation, cellular component: mitochondrion; cytoplasm. The transcript has a single exon. Gene Ontology annotation, molecular function: ATP hydrolysis activity; ATP binding.